CGGGAGGCGUAGUUCUCCUUGCUCGGCGUCUCUCCGCUGGCAGCUCCGCGAUGCUCCGGGCGCGGCUCUUCCUGGCGGCGCUGGCCGUGCAGGCGGCGGCGGGAGGCAAGUACUCGCGGGAGGCCAACGAGGAGGCCAAGGCGGCGGCGCCCCCCGCGGAAUUCCGCCUGGUCAAGCUGAGCCAGGUGUGGGCGAAGGCGCAGCGGCUCCACCUCUCUGCUGUUAAAUUGGCAGAGCUACACAGCGAUCUAAAAAUUCAGGAGAAGGAUGAGCUGAGCUGGAAGAAACUGAAGGCCGAAGGGCUGGAUGAAGAUGGAGAGAAGGAAGCCAAGCUCAGGCGCAAUCUAAAUGUGAUUCUGGCCAAGUAUGGAAUGGAUGGGAAGAAAGACGCACAGCUGGGAGACACAAACUACGUCAAAGACAGCCUGGAGAACGAUGUGCUCGAUGAUCCCCGGCUGGAGAAGCUCUGGAACAAGGCCAAAACUUCAGGCAAGUUCACUGAGGAAGAGCUGGACAAGCUGUGGAGGGAGUUCAGGCACCACAAAGAGAAAGUCCAGGACUACAACAUCUUGCUGGAGACCGUCAGUCGGACGGAAGACGUCCACAAGAACAUGAUCUCCGGCCUGGAAGAGGAGGAGAUUCCCCGCAAGCACGACCUGCUGCACCAGAAGCACUCUGAGCUCAAGGAGAAGCUGCACAGCAUCAACCAGGGCUUUGAGCGGCUGCGCAGGGUCACCCACCAGGGCUAUGACGACUCCAGCGAAUUUGAGGAGCCCCGAGUGAUUGACUUGUGGGAUCUGGCGAAAUCCACCAAUUUCACAGAGAAAGAGCUGGAAUCACUUCGGGAAGAGCUGAAACACUUUGAAGCGAAGGUGGAGAAGCACCACCAUUACCAGAAGCAGCUGGAGAUUUCGCACCAGAAGAUGAGGCACAUCGAAGGGAUGGGAGACGAGGAGCAUCUCAGCCGCAACAAGGAGAAGACCGCCAUGCUGGAGGAGAAGACCAAGGAGCUGGGCUACAAGGUCAAGAAACAUCUUCAGGACUUGUCCACCAGAAUUUCCAGAGGCCUUCAGCACAAUGAACUUUGAAACUUCCUUGUUCUCAUAGGGUCGCUGUACAUUGAUCAAAAUCAGUAUAUCCCGAGGUUUAUAUAAUUACUUAAAAUUCUGGUGCAAAUUGUCUUUGGUACAGCCACCGCCUUCCUAGUUUCUCUCCUAAUCACUCCUAUCGGUGAAUCUUUUAAGCCUCUGGUCACGAAGGCCUCAAAGCACUGCAGAAGAGAAGACUUUGAAGUGAGAGAGGGGUGUGGAAGGAAAGGGAAGGUUUGGAGAAGUCACUUAACUGCUGGGAGGCACAUUGGCAGGUGGGGAGGUUGCUAAAGAUUUUCAUGCACUGUGUUGAUUUCUCCUCCUGAAUAAAGGAGCAAAAUGUGGACAUA
Podarcis raffonei (Aeolian wall lizard) is the source of this 1438-nucleotide messenger RNA. It is a transcript of the gene LRPAP1, whose product is annotated as LDL receptor related protein associated protein 1. The record is from RefSeq and is a predicted model, not a curated record. Gene Ontology annotation, cellular component: endomembrane system; rough endoplasmic reticulum lumen; plasma membrane. Gene Ontology annotation, biological process: negative regulation of very-low-density lipoprotein particle clearance; negative regulation of receptor internalization. The transcript has 8 exons. NCBI's taxonomy places the organism in Eukaryota, Metazoa, Chordata, Lepidosauria, Squamata, Lacertidae. Bases 51 to 1088 code for a protein of 345 amino acids. Gene Ontology annotation, molecular function: very-low-density lipoprotein particle receptor binding; lipase binding; low-density lipoprotein particle receptor binding.